Mycotypha africana is the source of this 2511-nucleotide messenger RNA. Its product is annotated as Sec1-like protein. Gene Ontology annotation, biological process: vesicle-mediated transport; intracellular protein transport. The transcript is spliced from 6 exons. The record is from RefSeq and is a predicted model, not a curated record. Bases 73 to 2229 code for a protein of 718 amino acids. Gene Ontology annotation, cellular component: fungal-type vacuole; CORVET complex. Lineage: Eukaryota; Fungi; Mucoromycota; Mucoromycetes; Mucorales; Mycotyphaceae.
CUUUUUCAUUUCUGUACCUUUAUCUCUUUAUACUGCAAAACGUCAAAAUAUACCACUGUUCUUUAGUUUGACAUGAGUAUAAUAGGGACAACUUCAGGAACACCGGGAUCAGCAACAACAACAGCACAUCUCGGUAAUACACCGUUAAACUUGGCUAAACUUAGAGAGCUUUCACGUAAAAAGCUUCCUGAAUUAUUAGAUAAAGUUAGAGGGAAAAAGGGUCUUGUGCUCGAUCCAACAUUGACGGGACCUUUGAGUUUAAUCGCAGAGUACACUUUAUUGAAGGAUCAUGGGGUCGAGAAGAUCUAUCAUCUCGAAGCUGAACUUCCUGAAACAGAUUGUCCUGGAUUAAUUUAUAUUUGCCGACCAAAAUUACAAUACAUGCGUUAUAUAGCAAAUCAUAUAAAACAGUUUUUGAAUGCUUCCAAGAUUGAUUGCUGGCUCUUUUUCGUACCUGAGCGUACAUUAGUUUGCGAAAGAAUAUUAGAAGAAGAAGGCGUGAAAGGUGAUGUUACUAUAGGCGAUUAUGCCAUGGACUGGAUACCUUGUGAAGAUGAUCUGAUAUCAAUGGAACUUGAGCCGUCAACAUGGAAAGAGAUUUAUCUAGACGGAGAUCAAACUCCUAUUUAUUAUGCAGCCAAAGCAUUGAUGCGACUACAAUCAAUUUAUGGCCUAUUUCCACGUAUCCUUGGUAAAGGAGAUGGUGCCAAACAGCUAGCAGAUCUUUUACUGCGUAUGCGACGAGAAAACUAUGUUACUGCAGCGGAUAUACCACAUACGUCAAUAUCCAGACAACCACACACUCUACUAAAUACUGUGUCCAAUCACAUUGAUCAAAUUAUAAUUUUGGAUAGGAGUGUUGACCUUAUUACCCCACUAUGCACAGAAUUGACGUAUGAAGGCUUAAUUGACGAAAUACUUGGUAUUAAACAUUGUUUUGUCGAAUUAGAUGCGUCUUUAAUCAACCCUUCUCAACAACAACAACAACAGCAGCAAAACCAAAAGGCCUUUCAACAGCAACAACAAUCAAGUAAUACCAGCAGUGCAGCCAAUGCUAGCAAAAAGAAGAAAUAUGUCCUCAAUUCUUCGGACAAAUUAUUUGGCCAACUACGCGAUCAAAAUUUUGCCGUAGUGGGUGGCAAAUUGAAUAAAAUUGCCAAACGGAUCAAUGAGAAUUACGAAGAGAGGCAUAACGCCAAAACCGUAGCUCAAAUUCGUGAUUUUGUUGGUCGCUUAAGUGAGCUACAGCAAGAGCAUCAAUCACUGAAAAUACAUACAGGCAUUGCAGAGGAAAUCAUCAGUCAUACUGUUACCGACGAGUUCAACCGCGUGCUGGAAGUACAACAAAAUGUGGUGGCAGGGAUUGACAGCAUCAAAGAAGCUGAAUACAUUGAAGAGAUGAUUGAUAAACAGAAACCGCUGGUACAAGUCCUUCGUUUACUUUGUUUAAUAUCGUUAACGCAAGGUGGAUUGAAACAGAAGAACUUUGAUCAUUUCGAGAGGGAGAUUGUUCAAACGUAUGGCUAUGAACAUAUUGAGACAUUGCAUCGAUUGACAAAGCUGGGAUUAUGGAUAAAGAAAACAAACACUACACCGCGCAGUACAUUCGCUCAAUGUCGACGCUCUUUACGGCUAAUUGUGGAUGAUGUCAAUGAAUUACAUCCCAACGAUAUCUCCUACGUUUAUUCGGGCUAUGCACCUAUGAGCAUUCGUUUAGUGCAAGCAGCUAUGCAAAAGUUAUCAGGAAUAGGGUCUCAUCAAGCUUCCUCAGGUACAGCGAGCCUAUUUUCGUAUGUUGGACAAAGCACGGCCAACUUUAUCCAGUUGAACAACGGCAAUACGUCUAACAGCAGCAGCAUCAAUAAUGGCACUAGUCAUAGUAACAAUGACAGUGACUAUAGCCACACCUGGCGAGGAUCGGAGGAAAUUCUAAAAUUAUUACCCGGUCAAGCGUUCGACAUUAAACAGACUGUGGACUACGGCACAGCUGAGACUAACGCAGCAAUGGAACGAGUGAAGAGACAUAAUUUGAACCAUGGAAAAACGACGAUUAUCUUCUUUUUAGGUGGUUGCACACACACAGAAGUCUCUGCUAUAAGAUUUUUAGCUCAACAUGAUGAAGGUCGUGACUAUCUGGUGGCGACAACGCAGCUUAUCAACGGGAACUCCAUCUUGUCUCCUAUCAUAAGCCAUAGACAACAGCAGCCUCCUCAAGCACAGUCUGAAUAAAGUCGUGCUUUGUACUUUUUACUUUAUUUUUGUUGAUGUAAAAGACACGUUUAGAGAACGAUCCAAACUCAUAAGACUAUUCCUCCUCAUUUUGAAAAACCUUGUACAGUUUGGACAAUGAAAAUUUUUUUCCUGUAUGCACGGACCUUCCUGAUUGGCCCAGUUUAGAGAAUUUUGCUCAAAUAGAAAUGUGUUACGGCAAGCUACAGUAUUUUAACUAAUAUUUUAGAUGAAAUACAUUUUUUUUUGGACGAUUAAUAUUUUCAUUUUAGAUGAGUUGCA